Messenger RNA from Hypoxylon fragiforme, 1530 nucleotides. RefSeq names its product major facilitator superfamily domain-containing protein. Gene Ontology annotation, molecular function: transmembrane transporter activity. The transcript is spliced from 6 exons. The record is from RefSeq and is a predicted model, not a curated record. NCBI's taxonomy places the organism in Eukaryota, Fungi, Ascomycota, Sordariomycetes, Xylariales, Hypoxylaceae. The coding region runs from base 1 to 1530 and encodes 509 amino acids. Gene Ontology annotation, biological process: transmembrane transport. Gene Ontology annotation, cellular component: membrane.
AUGACUUCAGAAAAGCAAGAUGUGGUUUCUCCGAACCCGGUGGACAUCGAAGUAGGAUCCGAAUUGAAAAUACAAGAUGAGACCGGCGACCUGGCCGCAAAGGCGCUGGCGAUCGGCGGCGUCGUAGACGAGGAGCUGUCCCGCCAAGUUCGGCGGAAAAUCGACAUGCGAAUAUUGCCGUUCCUGUGCAUCACCUACGCCCUGCAGUUCAUCGACAAGACGUCCUUGGGCUACUCGUCUGUCUACGGGAUUAUCCCCGACAACAGGCUGAAGGGCCAGGAAUAUUCGUGGGCUAGCUCCAUCUUCUACUUCGGAUACCUUUUCGCUGAAUACCCCGGCAUCGCAAUCUUGCAGCGGUUUCCCGUCGCUAGGUUUCUCGGGGUCAAUGUGAUACUAUGGGGUGCGAUACUAAUGACCACGGCCGCCUGCUCUUCCUUUGCCGGCCUUGCUACCGUACGCUUCAUCUUGGGUGUCGUAGAGGCAACUAUUUCGCCCGGAUUUGUAGCCGUCACCGGGAUAUGGUGGACUAGGCAGGAACAGGCGAGUCGCUCGGCUCUUUGGAUCUCGUUCCUUGGUGUUGGCAGUUUUGUCGGAACCCUGCUGGCGUUCGGGAUCGGUCAUAUUCAGGGCGCCCUGUCUACUUGGAAGUACAUCUACCUAAUUCUGGGAUGCAUAACUAUCGUAUGGGGAGUUGCUUUCACGCUCUGGGUGCCAGACGGCCCAGCAAGCGUCAAGUGGCUCGACGAGAACGAAAAAGUCAUCGCCGUGCAACGCGUGAUCGGGAAUAAGACGGGUACCAAGUCCCGCCGCUUCGUCAAGGCGCAAGUCGUGGAAGCCGUGACGGACCCCAAGAUCAUCGUCCUGGGCCUGAUCUCCUUCGUCAACGCGAUCGCGUCGGGCGGGCUCUCGUUCGGCUCGCUGAUCAUCCAGGGCUUUGGCUUCACCCCGAUCCAGACCACGUUGCUGAACCUGCCCCUGUCCACCGUCCAGGUCGUGGCGCAGCUUGGCUCGGGAUUCGCGGCCUCGAGAAUCAGUGGCUCCCGCUUGCACAUCGGAUCGCUGGCUAUGAUACCUCCGAUCGUGGGGACGGUGUUGAUCAACCAACUCCAACCAGCCAAUCGAUGGGGCCGGCUCGUCGGGGUCUGGCUUUUGGGCUCGUACCCCGUAGGCUUCAUGGUGCUCCUCGGCCUCCUCUCGACCAACAUCGCCGGCAGCACCAAGCGCUCCGUCGCCUCCGGCUGGGUCUUCAUCUGCUACUGCGUCGGGCAGAUCGCCGGCCCCCAGUUCUUCCGCAGCAGCGAGGCCCCCGCCUACCACAGCGGCAUCGUCGCCAUGCUGUGCGGCUUCAUCCUGAACCUCGCCCUCAACCAGGUCCUGCGCCUCCUCUACGUCCUCGAGAACAAGAAGCGCGAUGGCGCCCUCGAGGGGAAGUCCGAGGACGAGAUCGCCGAGAUGAAGAGGCUCAGCGAUGUCCAGGGGUUCGAGGAUGUCACGGAUAGGGAUAAUCUCAUGUUUCGUUAUACAUUGUGA